Messenger RNA from Limulus polyphemus (Atlantic horseshoe crab), 575 nucleotides. RefSeq names its product fatty-acid amide hydrolase 2-A-like. Bases 149 to 574 code for a protein of 141 amino acids. NCBI's taxonomy places the organism in Eukaryota, Metazoa, Arthropoda, Merostomata, Xiphosura, Limulidae. The record is from RefSeq and is a predicted model, not a curated record. The transcript is spliced from 3 exons.
GACAAGACGGUAUUCUGCCAUUUUUGACGAAAGAAUACAGGCACAGUCGUUCGUACGUGUUAAUAAAUUACGUGCAAGUAUUGAAUGACUUAUUUCUCGAUUUCAUUAGAAUAUCGAGUAAUUAAUACACUGAAAUUCAAAAGUCAUAAUGGUGGAAUUUGGUUUGUUAUCAACACAUUUGAAGAACUGUUUCUUCAGGCUUCUGCGGCAGUUGAUAGACUUAGCUGUGUGGGUCCUAUUUGGUGUCUUACUAAGAGAGAAAAUCCACCCUAUUCCUCCUAUAAAAAAUAAAUUACUUCUGGAAACAGCAACAUCCUUAGCACUGAAAAUAAGAACAAGACAGGUACGGUGUGUUGAUGUUGUCGAAGCCUUCAUUAACAGAAUCGGGGAUAUUCAGCCUAUCUUGAAUCCUGUUGUUAGUGAACGAUUUGACGAAGCUAUUGAGGAUGCAAGACGAGUGGAUAGUUUUAUCCAAUCCGGUGCUAAAACGGUAGAAGAAAUUGCUAAAGAAACUCCUUUCCUUGGGAUACCUUUCACUACAAAGGAUUCAUUGUCAGUGAAGGGUAUGUGUUGAA